Molecule: messenger RNA, 4129 nt
Organism: Gasterosteus aculeatus aculeatus (three-spined stickleback)
Lineage: Eukaryota; Metazoa; Chordata; Actinopteri; Perciformes; Gasterosteidae
Gene: lgr6
Product: leucine-rich repeat containing G protein-coupled receptor 6
Biological process (GO): adenylate cyclase-activating G protein-coupled receptor signaling pathway; hormone-mediated signaling pathway; activation of adenylate cyclase activity
Cellular component (GO): plasma membrane
Molecular function (GO): protein binding; G protein-coupled peptide receptor activity; protein-hormone receptor activity
Source: RefSeq, a predicted model, not a curated record
GACGACCUCCACAGGAGCCCAGGAAACCAACAGACUAUUGCACAGAGCCGGGGGGGGGGGGCGAGGACUUUGAAGAGCAAAGAAACAUUGAAACCUCCUCACUUGAUCAAAGCUGCCUCUUUGAAACAUCACAGUGCCACCAGGCGGACAUCUCUACAGGGGUUGAAGUUGAAGACAGGUGGACAGCCAGACAUGCUGCUUGUGCUGGUGUUUUUAUGUGUGGCUGGUGGGGUUUGGGGGUCCGCCCCCGGAGUGUGGGGGUACGGGUGGAUCCAGGACAGACAGGGGCCGGCGGCGGCGGCGGCGUCGUGCCCGUUCCCGUGCCAGUGUGAAGAAGAUGGGAUCUUUGUCAUGGUGGACUGCUCGGAGUUGGGACUAUCAUCUAUACCGAGCAACCUCAGCCUUCUCACCACGUACCUGGAUCUCAGCAUGAACAACAUCAGUGAGAUCCAGCCCAGAGCCUUCCACCGACUGCACCUGUUAUCAGAAUUGCGUAUCUCAGGGAAUCAGCUGAGGUACAUCUCAGGCCAAGCUCUCCAGGGCCUCCACAGCCUCAAAGUUCUAAUGAUACAAAACAACCAACUGGAGAGACUUCCUGAUGAUGCACCAUGGGACCUGCCCAGCCUGCUGUCCCUGCGUCUCGAUGCUAACCUGUUGUCUGAGGUUCCUGCUGGGGCCUUUCGAGGGGUUCGCUCCCUGAGACACUUGUGGUUGGACGACAACUCCCUAACCGAGAUCCCGGGGACGGCGCUGGACUCGCUGCCCUCCCUGCAGGCCAUGACGCUGGCCCUCAACCAGAUCACACACAUCCCGGAUUAUGCAUUCACCAACCUCUCCGCCCUUGUCGUUCUGCAUCUCCAUAACAACCACAUCCAGAGCAUGGGGGCGAGAUGUUUUGAAGGUUUAACCAGUCUGGAGACCUUGGAUUUGAACUACAAUGACCUGCAGGAGUUCCCUGUGGCCAUCAGGACACUGAGUAAGCUUCAGGAACUGGGCUUCCAUAACAACAAGAUCAAAGCAAUCCCUGAGAGGGCCUUCGUGGGAAACCCUCAGCUCCAAACCAUCCAUUUCUAUGAAAAUCCCAUCCAGUUUGUGGGAAAGUCGGCUUUCCAGUUUUUACCAAAGUUGCACACGCUUUCUCUUAAUGGGGCAACACAGAUCCAAGAGUUUCCUGAUCUGAAAGGAACCACCAGCCUUGAAAUCUUGACGCUGACUCGGGCCGGCCUCUCAGCUCUCCCCCUGGAUCUGUGCGAGCAGCUGCCUCGCCUCAGAGUGCUGGAGCUCUCCUACAACCAGAUUGAAGAUCUGCCCAGUUUUUACCACUGCUCUGCACUGGAGGAGAUAGGGCUCCAGCAUAACCAAAUCAGGCGGAUAGAGGCGAGGACCUUCCAGCAGCUCAGCUCUCUCAGAAGCCUGGAUCUGAGCUGCAAUAUUAUCGAGUGGAUCCACCUGGAUGCCUUCGCCUCGCUUCACUCUUUGCUCAAACUGGACCUGUCAGAGAACCGUCUCAGCUCGGUGCCGGUUGCAGGUUUGGGGGGUCUCACCCACCUCAAGCUGAAGGGGAACACUGAAUUAUAUGAGGCCUUCAGUCCUGACUACUUCCCCCGAAUGAGGGUAAUAGAGAUGCCGUACGCCUACCAGUGCUGUGUGUAUGGUUCCUGUGAGGGCUACAAGACAGUCAGCCAAUGGGAAACUGAGCAGAGCAACGCUGACGAAGACCUACACAGGAGGCCCGUGGCCAUGUACCCGAAUCACGCUGACGCACACUAUGACCCUGACCUGGAGGAGUUCCAACAAGAAAUAGAGGAAUCCAAACUGCAGACCAGUGUCCAAUGCACGCCCACUCCAGGUCCAUUCCGACCCUGCGACUCUCUGCUGGGCAGCUGGCUGGUUCGAGUGGGCUUGUGGUCCAUCUCCCUGGUGUCUCUCCUGGGGAACUCCCUCCUGCUCCUCUCCCUCUUCGGCUCACCCGGCUACCUGUCGCCGCUCCGCUUCACCGUGGCCUGCAUGGGUGCCUCCAACCUGCUGACGGGUGUGUGCACCAGCACCCUGGCCAUGGUGGACGCUCUAACCCUGGGCGAGUUUGGUCACCACGGCGCCCGCUGGGAGGGGGGAGCCGGCUGUCAGGCGACGGGGUGGGUCUGGGUGUUUGCGUCCGAAGCCAGCGUGUUGCUGCUGACUCUGGCCGCCGUGCAGUGCGGCGUGAGCGUGACGUGCGCUCGGGCCUACGGGAAGUCGCCGUCCCUCGGGAGUGUGCGUACAUGUGCGCUUUUCUGCCUCACUCUGUCCUUCACUCUCGCGUCUCUCCCACUGGUAGGAGUCGGGGAGUAUGGUUCCUCACCUUUCUGCCUUCCCUCACCUCUGCCUCCCCCAUCGUCUCGACUACCCUCCUCCCUUGGCUUUCCCCUAGCGCUCAUUAUGAUGAACACCCUGUGCUUGCUUAUAGUCACAGGCUCAUAUAUCCGCCUUUACUGGGAGUUGCUCAGGGGAGAGUGUGAGGGCUUGUGGGACUGUGCUAUGAUCAAACAUGUUGCCUGGCUAAUAUUUACCAAUGGCCUCCUCUAUGUGCCAGUAGCUUUUCUCUCCCUGUGCUCCCUGCUGAGUCUCCUAUCUCUGGGCGAGGAGGUGCUCAAAUCAGUCCUCUUGCUUCUCCAGCCCUUGCCCGCCUGCCUCAACCCCCUCCUCUUCCUGCUUUUCACACGAGAGCACACCCAGUUGUUUUUCUGGCCCCACCCCAAAGCGCGUCCACAGCUCCGCCGGGACCGCACGUUGGACUCGCUUGUUUCCGUGGAGACAGAGAAAAGCUCCUGCUCCGAUACGUCGACGCAGGUGUCCCUCGCCGAUGCCGACGGCCCGUACAGUGGGGGGUUGUCUCUCCAACCACGAGGGGAUCCAAUCAGGUUUUCCCGCUGGUCCUCUUCUUCCUCGGUUCCUCUCAUCCCUUGCCAGAUUCCCACAGCCAGAGAUAGAGACAGAGUGGCAGAAGGAGGAAGCCGAAACGACGAGCAAUGUCUCAAGGGUUUAGAUCCAGAGGUGAUUCAUAACACUUGCCUCCUGUAUCACUCAAACAUCAGUCACUCUCUCGCCUCUCCUCCUUGAGGGCCAAAGCUAUCUGGGGCAAAUAGCUGGGACACUGUGGACACUAAAGGACGAUCAUCAAAACAGCACUCUAUGGGUUUUCCAAUCCUCAAGAACCUCGGAAUGAGUCCACAGAGAGACUCUGAAGAAGUCUAUGAGAACACAGCAAAGUGCCUUGAAAAAUGGACGGGGUAACUAAAAGUUCCCUUCAAUGUAAAGGCUUAAAAAGGAAACAACCCACUACAACAUGUCUGGAAAAACUAAAGGACAAUUUCAGACGCUACCCAGUGGACUGCUUGGGUCAUGGACUCGCAUUACAAAAAGAAAGCUCCAUCAAAACCUGUUAACUUCCAAGCAUCAGACAAAUCAAUGGUUAAGCCAGGGGGAAUUGAGGUAGAACCAGUAGAAUUUUAAGUGUAAAUGUUUUUUUCUGAAAUGUGAUCAUGAGACAUGCAGCUUAGAGGUUACGGAUUGUUUGGUUGUAUUUUAAGUGGAGUCAUCUUAAUAUGUUUUUAAAUACAAGUUCUAUGUUAUUGCUAUGGUCUGUUUUAAAGAAAGGGAGUCAUUAUCAGACACACUUGGAAUUUUUUUUUUUAACCAAAGUAAGCUACCGUUUUUUCAUUUAAAGAAAUGCAAUAAUCCGAUAUUUCUUUGCAUCUGUUUAACAGCUGUAUUGAGUGUUAUUCUUUGGGGCAGCAAAAAGCUACAGAUUCACACGGUUUACAUUUCUUUCUCAAAUAUGCAAAUCUUCCCAAUAUAAGGCGUGCAGUUAUACAGACGGAGUGGGAUGUAGUGAUCUUUCUGCAGACAUUGGUGUAGGCUAGCAAAAUGUACAUACAAUGUAACUACCUCUGAACUAGCAUGGUAUUGACUCACUACAGCCUUAUGUUUGUCACCCUUUUUAUAUGAUAAACAGCAAAUAUCUAAUUUUAUAUUAUAAGAAGUAAAUCCUUAGAUUGUAAAAAAACAACAACGUGAUAUUUAGGAUGUACAUACUUUGUAUACAACUGGUAUGCAUAUGUUUGAAUAAAAUUAUUAUCUUCAUACUGUA